This is a messenger RNA of Mesorhabditis spiculigera, 321 nucleotides long. The record is from the annotation of a GenBank genome assembly. NCBI's taxonomy places the organism in Eukaryota, Metazoa, Nematoda, Chromadorea, Rhabditida, Rhabditidae.
AUGUUCAACACCGCAAUCGCCGAUGCGAAAUCUGUGGCCGCGAAUCGCUUGGUAGCAUCCAUUUCGGUGCCGAAUCCUGUGAAGCUUGCUGCGCAUUCUUCCGCCGAACGGUGGUGUUGGGCAAGGCGUACGUAUGCCUGUGGGGCGAGGAUCGCCUCCCGGACCACGGAGAGCAGCACACAGUUCGAUGAAGCACCUAUUGCCUGUUAUUUUCCUGGUGUGCCUGGUUAUUUUCCCACGAGGAAGCGCGCAAGACGCUCCCACGCGCUCAGAUGGUUCAGCCUUUCUCCGACCCUGCUAUUUCACAAGUUGGGCACAGUA